Molecule: messenger RNA, 303 nt
Organism: Sparassis crispa
Lineage: Eukaryota; Fungi; Basidiomycota; Agaricomycetes; Polyporales; Sparassidaceae
Exons: 3
Coding region: 1-303 (100 amino acids)
Biological process (GO): phosphatidylinositol phosphate biosynthetic process; phosphatidylinositol-mediated signaling
Cellular component (GO): plasma membrane; cytoplasm
Molecular function (GO): 1-phosphatidylinositol 4-kinase activity
Source: RefSeq, a predicted model, not a curated record
AUGGGUGGUCGCUACUCACAAGGCUAUCAGCUCUUCCAGCAGCUAACUGUUAAAGCAUUCCUUGCGAUCCGGCCACACGCGGAGCAGUUGGUUGGCACUGUGCAACUGAUGCUCGAUACUAGCUUGCCAUCAUUCAAAGGCGAGCCAACGAUCAAGAGACUCAAGGAUCGGUUUGCCCUUGGCCUUAGCGAGCGUCAGGCCGCCGAAUGGAUGGUCUCCGUAGUGCGGAAUGCCCAUGAGAAUAUCAGGAGCACAGCCUACGAUGAAUUCCAGAGACUCCAGAACGGUAUCCCGUACAAGUGA